AUGUCCCAGCAAGAUCCGGCGGUCCCUAAAACGGUGGCUGUUAGCGACGUGCAGCUGCUGCUGAAGAAAAAAGAUGAAAUUGAAGCUCAGAUUAAAGCUUAUUAUGACGUGCUGGAAGAUCAAAGAGGAGUUGGGAUGAACGAACCGCUAGUGGACGUUGAAGGGUAUCCACGUGCCGAUAUCGACGUCUACCAAGUCCGGACAGCAAGACACAACAUCAUCUGUUUGCAGAAUGAUCACAAGGCCUUGAUGCGGGAGGUCGAACAGGCCCUCCACCAGCUGCACGGCCGUGAGAAGGAGAAGCGUGAGAAAGAUGAGGCGGAAGCUCACACUGAGGCCAGGAGCUGGAGCCAGAGUGAGGCCCUACCUCUUCCUUUUGCCAGAGUGAACGCCGUCACCCCAGGCUCUCCAGCGAGCAUGUCGGGGUUGCAAGUGGACGAUGAGGUAGUUGAGUUUGGCUCUGUGAAUUCACGCAACUUCCAGUCCCUCCAGAAUAUCGCCACCGUUGUGCAGCACAGCGAAGGGAAAGCAUUAAGUGUGACGGUGCUCCGUGGAGGGGAAAGAAUGCACCUGGGGCUCACACCUAAACGCUGGACUGGCAAAGGGCUUUUGGGUUGCAACAUAGUUCCUUUGCAAAGAUGAUUUCCAAGGGCAAAGCUCUCAAGUCUGUUGGAAUUUCAUA
This is a messenger RNA of Euleptes europaea (tarantolino), 682 nucleotides long. It is a transcript of the gene PSMD9, whose product is annotated as proteasome 26S subunit, non-ATPase 9. Gene Ontology annotation, molecular function: protein binding. Lineage: Eukaryota; Metazoa; Chordata; Lepidosauria; Squamata; Sphaerodactylidae. Gene Ontology annotation, biological process: proteasome regulatory particle assembly. Gene Ontology annotation, cellular component: cytoplasm; nucleus. Bases 1 to 642 code for a protein of 213 amino acids. The transcript is spliced from 6 exons. The record is from RefSeq and is a predicted model, not a curated record.